AUGGCCAUGGUUCACCCGGACAAGAGAUAUGAUAGCGACUCGGGCAGCGACGAUGCCGUCAGCAUGAAUAUCCCUUAUCAGGCUCGUGGGUCUGUUUAUUCAUCGUUUCCUCCCCCGCCGGCCCCCGCGGCGACAAUUCGCGAAAAGCGAGCUCGCCUUCAGCCUCCGCCUCGACCUGUCGAGACGAUCCCUCCGUUGCCGCCUGUGCCUGUUGUUGUACCGCAGCCAAAGUCACCCGUGGGUUUGGGGUUACUGAGUCCUCCUCUGACCGCGCUCAGGCCUAAACGGAAGACCAUCUUGGAGAGGAUUGACGGGUGGUGGGAUUUGGGGCUGCUGGAGAAAAGGCAGACUCUUUUUGGCAAACACCGUAAUGAGUUGCAUUAG
This is a messenger RNA of Metarhizium brunneum ARSEF 3297, 384 nucleotides long. RefSeq lists its product as uncharacterized. Lineage: Eukaryota; Fungi; Ascomycota; Sordariomycetes; Hypocreales; Clavicipitaceae. The record is from RefSeq and is a predicted model, not a curated record.